AUGCCAAAGGGCGUUCGCAACCCUCUUGAAGAACUCGCGGCGGCAAAAGACUCUUACAUGAAAAUGAUCAUCAACAAGGUCAAGACUGUCAAGAAACAAGAGGUUGCAGAGCUUCCCCAGCUAGAGUAG
Alternaria arborescens is the source of this 129-nucleotide messenger RNA. RefSeq lists its product as hypothetical. The record is from RefSeq and is a predicted model, not a curated record. The coding region runs from base 1 to 129 and encodes 42 amino acids. The transcript has a single exon. NCBI's taxonomy places the organism in Eukaryota, Fungi, Ascomycota, Dothideomycetes, Pleosporales, Pleosporaceae.